UUUUUCCUGGGAAUCUUGACCAAGCAACACACAGAGAAGGCAAGAGUAGAAGUACAAAACCCUGACAAAGAAUGGUUAUUCUCCGAACGGGGGAACAUGUCUGGUUGGAAAUCCCAUCUGACAGUCGAAUACAUAUUGGUGCUGUGGUUAAAGAUACACACAAUGGACAGACCUUGCUUGAGGAUGACGAUGGCAAGGAACAUUGGAUAUCUGCUCGGAACAUGAGCAGCAUACAUUCUAUGCACCCUAGCUCAGAACAGGGAGUAGAAGACAUGAUCAGACUGGGAGAUCUUAAUGAAGCUGGAAUUGUUCACAAUUUGCAUAUCCGAUACAAAGAGAAUACCAUUUAUACAUACACUGGAGCCAUUUUAGUCGCUGUGAAUCCUUAUGAAGAGCUGCCUCUUUAUGACAAUGAACAGAUCCAAUUGUACAGAAAUAAACGCAUUGGAGAACUUCCUCCACAUAUUUUUGCCCUGGCAGACACCUGUUACUUCAACAUGGAGAGGAACAAAGCUGACCAGUGCUGUGUUAUUAGUGGAGAGUCUGGAGCAGGGAAGACAGAGAGCACUAAAUUAAUGUUGCAGUUCCUGGCAUCUUCAAGUGGCCAACAUUCCUGGAUAGAGCAGCAAAUUCUAGAGGCUAAUCCUAUCAUGGAAGCUUUUGGAAACGCCAAGACUAUUCGAAAUGACAAUUCUAGCCGUUUUGGAAAAUACAUAGAAAUCCAUUUCUCUAAGGAGAAUGUCAUCAAGGGAGCCCGUAUUGAGCAGUUUCUUUUGGAGAAGUCUCGAGUAUGCAGGCAGGCUGCAGGGGAAAGAAAUUAUCACAUGUUUUACUGCAUGCUGCUGGGAAUGAGUUCAGAAGAAAAGAAGCAACUGAACCUAGGAAAAUCUUCAGAUUACAAGUAUCUAACCAAGGGUAAUUGCACAACAUGUGAGGGACGUAAUGAUGCCAGAGACUACACACAGGUCCUUUCUGCCAUGAAGAUUCUUCUCUUUUCUGAACAAGAUCGAAAGGAAAUUAAUAGACUGCUGGCUGCCAUGCUUCACCUUGGCAAUCUGGACUUUCAGAGUACAAUGUUUGGAAAUAUUGAUGGCUGUGAUAUUCCUGAGUCCAUCCAUCUGUCUACUGUAGCUACUUUGCUCGAGGUGAACUUAAUGGAUUUAAAAAGUAGCCUUACCAGACACACCAUAAUAGUUCGAGGAGACAAUGUUUCAAAACCUCUGAAUUGCACACAGGCUUCUGAUGGCAGAGAUGCUUUUGCUAAGGGUAUUUAUGGGCGGAUGUUCAUGUGGAUAGUUAAUAAAAUCAAUGAAGCAAUUUUCAUUCCAGCAUCUAAAGAUCUUGGGACUGAGCGAAGGUCUAUUGGAUUAUUAGAUAUCUUUGGCUUUGAACAUUUUAACACAAAUAGCUUUGAACAACUUUGCAUUAAUUUUGCAAAUGAACAUCUUCAGCAGUUUUUUGUACGUCACAUAUUUAAACUUGAACAAGAGGAAUACAAUGCAGAACAGAUACCCUGGCAACACAUUGAUUUUACUGAUAACCAGCGUGCAUUGGAUAUAAUUGCACUUAGACCCAUGAAUAUCAUCUCCCUCAUAGAUGAGGAAAGUAAAUUUCCACAGGGGACUGAUGCUACUAUGCUAACUAAACUCAAUAGUGUUCAUGGCAAAAGUAAUAUUUACAUUGCAUCCAAAAGUGUACAUGACACGAAAUUUGGGAUAAACCAUUUUGCAGGACUUGUCUAUUAUGAAACUGAAGGAUUCUUGGACAAGAAUCGUGAUUUGCUGAGCACAGAUCUUAUCCUGUUGAUGCAUUCCUCUACCAGUAAAUUACUAAAGCAAAUUUUCCAGGUGGACAAAAAUUCAAGUAACGCUUCCAUUCGGGGAAUCAUCCGAAACACUGGCCUUAAUUACCAGAAGAUCACAGAUACAAAUAAGUCCUUACCCACACUUGGAGGACAAUUCAAACAGUCCCUCGAGCAACUGAUGAAAAUUUUGGGCAAUUGUCAACCUUAUUUUGUUCGCUGCAUCAAACCUAAUGAGCUCAAGAAGCCUUUGCUUUUUGAUCGAGAAUUGUGUAUACGCCAACUGAGAUACUCUGGAAUGAUGGAGACUAUACGAAUCCGGAAGGCAGGGUACCCAAUACGUUACAGCUUCUCUGACUUCUUCCACCGUUUUCGAGUGUUGCUGCCAUUAAAGUCCUCUAGUCGCAAUGAGUGGAACCAUCUUGCUUGCUGCAUUGAUAUUGCUGGGGCAAUCAUUGGAAAAGAGGAAGACUGGAAAGUAGGAAAGACAAAGCUUUUCUUAAAGGAUCAUCAUGAUACAAAACUAGAGGGACGUGAAAAAGCACUCAUAUCCAGAGCCGUUCUCAUACAAAGGGUGUUAAGAGGAUUUAAAGACAGGAAACGCUUUCUUAGGCAGAAAGAGGCUGCAGUGAAGAUUCAAGCAGUGUGGAGAGGUUACCAUGACAGAAAAUUUUACCUAAAGAUGCAACAUGGUUUCCAAAGGCUACAGGCAGUGAUAAGAAGUAGACAUUUACGCCGAGAGUACCAGAAGUCUCAGGCAAUAAUUACAAAACUGCAGGCCAAAUGCAGAGGUUAUCUAGUAAGAAAGAGGCUUGCACAGAAAAAGAAUGCUGUUGUUCUUCUUCAAACAUACACCAGGGGGAUGCUGGCUCGUAAUAAGUAUCAGAGGAUGAGGAGGAGUGAGGUACAACAUCAACAUGAACUAGCAAUGGAUAAGAAAAGGAAGAUGGUGCAAAAAGAGCUUUUACUGCAGCAAGAGAAGGAAAACCUGGAAAUGGUGGAGCAAGUGUUUGGGUUUUUACCUCUCAUGGACCUAGAUUCACAGUCUUUAGAUGAAAUCGACCUGGACACGCUGCCUCUUGAGCCAGAGAAAGUGGUCGACCAUCUGGCUGAAUUCACUUUUCCAAAGUUUGCUGCUACGUAUUUUCAAGGAUCAGCAACAGAUACCCACAUACGCAAGACUUUAUACCAGCCCCUGCUGUAUCAUGAAGACCAUGGUGAUGUUCUAGCAUCGUUGACAGUUUGGAAAAUUAUACUGAGAUUCAUGGGCGAUCUUCCUGAACCAGCAUUAUAUGCUCCUAGAUCUGGCAGCCAGAACAGCUCUGUUAUUACACAAAUUUAUGACACGUUAACUAGGAAAAACAACAGUAUUCCAUCUGGCAUGAAGGAUAACAUGCAAGGAUCGCCAAGAAUCAAUCAAAGGGCAAAGUUUUCAAAGGAAAUUUCAUCCAUGAAAUUAAAGAGGUCAUCAAAAUUAGCUGGGCAGGUUUCAAGUCAACUGAGCAGUGCAACAGAAAUGCCAGACCAGGAGAGCUCAUUGAUUGAUAAACCCAUGUCAAUGUUAGAAAAAAUACAUUUUAUUGUUGGCAAUGGAAUCCUGAGACCUGAAAUUAGGGAUGAAAUUUAUUGUCAAAUCUGCAAGCAACUCUCUAGAAACAAUAACAAGAAUAGCUAUGCUCGUGGCUGGAUUCUACUAUCACUCUGUCUUGGCUGCUUUGCACCAACAGAAAAGUUUACUAAGUACCUGCAGAACUUUAUCCGUGGACGACAGAUAGCACACAGCUCCGUAUGUAUGAAACAGCUAAUCCGAACUAUUGCUAAUGGUGCUCGGUCACAGCCCCCUAGCUGGUUAGAGCUACAGGCAUUGAAAGGUUCAGCAUCUCUAGAAGUGCCUGUCAAGAUCAUGACUGGGGAGACUUUGGUGAUACAAGCAGAUUCUGCCACCUCUGCUAAGGAAUUAUGCAGGAAUGUUGCCCAGAAAUUAAAGAUGAAGGGCGCAUUUGGUUUUUCUAUUUAUAUCUCAAUAUAUGAUCAGGUUUGGUCACUGGGCAGUGGAUCGGAGCACCUGAUGGAUGGUAUUUCUCAAUGUGAGCAGUUAGCCAGGGAAAGAGGAGACCAAGAGAAGCAUGCACCCUGGCGUCUCUUCUUCCGUAAAGAAGUAUUUGCACCAUGGCAUAACUGUUCAGAUGACCCCGUAAGCACUGACCUCAUUUACAACCAGGUGAUACGUGGCCUAUGGUAUGGAGAGUAUCACUGUGAAAAGGAAGAUGAUUUAGUGGAACUUAUGUCCAAACACUACUAUAUUAAAUAUGGUGAGGUCUUAAAAGAGGAAAAUGUACACAAUGUCCUUAAAGACUGCAUUCCUGCAAAACAAUUAGCCUCUAAACCCAGCACAUACUGGUUAAACUUACUGAAGGAAAAUCAAGCUAAGGCUCAGUAUAUACUAGAGAAAACUCCUGGACAGCAAGUAAAGGAAAUGGUAGUAGAUUAUUCCCGCCAGCAGUGGCCUUUAUUUUUUUCAAAGUUUUUUGAAGCCUCCAGAUUUGCAGGACCCAGCAUCAGCAGAAACCACUUCAUUGUUGCAAUAAACUGGAAAGGAGUGAGUUUCCUGGAUGAGACUGAGAAAAAGUUGUUGGAUCUUACUUUUCCAGAGUUAAUUGGUAUCCUUACAAAAAGAGCUGAAAAAUCAUUUGGCCAGUCUUGUGUCUUAAAUACACUGAGAGGAGAGCAAUUUGUUCUAACCUCACAGAACAGUGAAGAAAUUGCUAAGCUGCUUCUCCACUUUUUGGAUGGGCUUAAGGCGAGAUCUUUGUAUGCAGUCGCUCUGCAGGACAGCUCCAGGUCAUUGACAGAACUAUUGGGCUCAAAACAAAAGACAUUAACAGAUGAGCCAGACCUGUUAAGCUUUAAGAAUGGGGAUCUACUUCUUCUUAACAGAAGUCCAGAACUUCAGAUUGGACCGAACUGGACCUAUGCACAAAAUGAAAAAACUGGAAACAAUGGAGCUGUGCCUUUGGAUGCCAUCUAUAUUGUACCUACCCUUACCAAACCCAGCUCUGAAAUACUGAGGAUGAUUGCCAUGUCUCCAGAACAGCGGAAAUCAGAACUAAUUGGUUCUUCAUUUGAUGAGUCUAGCCACCAGGAAAUAGUUAAGCCAUACACAUUAGAGGAGUAUUCCAUGCAAUAUUUCAGACAUCCAGACCCUGAGAGUGUUUCCAAGGCCUUUCUACAAAGAUCUCGGGCUAAGUCACAGCUGUGGGCUUAUUCGCGGGAACCAUUAAAACAGCCCUUGCUUCGAAAAGUUUGUGAAGUGGCUGAUCUGCGCGAUUAUGCAUGCCAGGCCUUCAUUGCUAUUAUGAAAUAUAUGGGAGACUAUCCAACAAAACAGUCUCUCUACCCAGUAGAACUUACAGAUCAGAUAUUUUCUGGCCCAGUACAUGAGGAAACUCUCAGAGAUGAAAUUUACUGCCAGAUCUUGAAGCAAAUGACAGCAAAUAGCAACAGUUAUAGUUUAAGCAGCGGAUGGCAGCUGCUUUGGCUAUGCACCGGACUCUUUCCACCAAGCAAAAGUUUGUUGGUUCAUGUUCAGAAAUUUAUUGAGAAAAGUCCAAAGGAACCACUAUCCAAGGAAUGCAAGCGAAGGAUUCAAAGAGUACUACAAAGUGGGACAAGAAAACAGCCCCCUCACCAGGUAGAAGUUGAAGCCAUACAACAAAUGAGCACCAAGAUCUACCACAAAGUGUACUUUCCAAAUGAAACAGAAGAGGCCUUUGAAGUUGGUACAAACACUAAGGUGAGAGAAGUGUGUCAGAACAUCUCUAACAAGCUGCAGCUCAGCUCCUGGGAUGGCUUCAGCAUCUUUUUAAAAAUAGGAGACAAGGUUAUAAGUCUGAACGAACAAGAUUAUUUCUAUGAUGCAUUGAGGCAGCUGAAUGACUACAUCCGAAAGAGCCGUCCUACUGCAGGAGCGCCUGCUUUUGCCAGCUUCCAGUUGUACUUCAUGCGGAAGCUUUGGGUAUCUGUUCAGCCAGGGAAGGAUAUCAAGGCUGAUACUAUAUUUCACUAUCAUCAGGAGCUACCAAAAUAUAUGCGUGGGUACCACCGAUGUACUGUGGAAGAUGCUGUGAACUUAGCUGGACUGAUAUACAAGAUACAGUACAACAACGACCGCACUCAGUUUGCCAACCUCAAUAAAAUCCUACGGGAUUUUGUUCCAGAGUACCUUCUGCGUAUGAGUACACAGGAGGAAUGGAAGAAGAACAUAAUAGCUGCUUAUAGUAAGCAUGAGAAGAAAACAGUGGAAGAAGCCAAGACAGCAUUUCUAAAGUAUAUUAGCAGGUGGCCGACAUUUGGUUCUGCGUUCUUCGAGGUCAAGCAAUCGUCUGAUCCAUCAUUGCCCGAUAUUGUACUUAUUGCAAUAAACAAGCAUGGAGUAUCCUUAUUUCAUCCCAAAACUAAGGAGUUGCUUAUUAACCACCCAUUAAAUAAAAUAUCUCGCUGGAACAGUGGAAAUACUUAUUUUCAGAUGACAACUGGGAACCUAGUACGAGAUAACAAGAUCCUGUGUGAGACUUCAUUGGGCUAUAAGAUGGAUGACCUUCUGACAUCAUACAUCAGUUACUUUCUCUCAAUGCAGCAAAAACCAACCAAUCCAUAGUACAUCUGUUGAAGGACAUUUAUAUAUGCCAUAAUUAUUUCCAGCCUAACCACGCUUGAUGUUCCCAUAUCAAUAACAUGUAAAUCAUGAAUUCCGAAAGCAAAGCCUCAAGUCACUGCAUGGUAUCUUCAUCUGUUUAAUCUUCCUUCAACGUGCAUAAAGUUUGUGCCUUGAGUGUUCUUCACAAAAGUAUUUACUGUCAUUAUUUCACAUCAUGGACCUUGGACAUACAAGUGGCAUUAUAAAAAAUACACCUGCCCCUUACCGGGAGCCUUGAGGACCGCUCUAUUCUGUCACAACCAUGCAAGGCAAUAGAUGAUUAUUAAUGAGGUUCUUCUGAUGUAAUGUAAAGUACCUAAAGUGCUCACAACUUCUGAUACUAAAUAUUGUGUCGGACUGGCAAGGCAGGGAGGGCUCACGGCAGCAUCUAUAUCCAGCUACUGCUGUGAACUUUGUAUGGGAUCUAUAUAUAUAAAGACAUGAAAAGCACCAACUGUGUGUACCUCUUCUAUUGCUACAUACCCCAAGAUGUGCUUUAUAUACCUGUAUUCCUUUAAUGGCAUUGGGUUUAAUAUUUGGGGUAAUCCUUGCUUGCCAGAGAUACCAGAACUUCGGUGCUAACAUGGAACUACUUAAAACAGAGCAGCAAUUGAUAAAAAGAAACCAUUGUAUAGAUACCAUAUGUGACUUGGCAUACCUUAGUAGUCAUCUUUUUGUUGUCACAUACCAAGUUCUUAUUUAUCAUACUGGGUGCCUUUAUUAGUUCAUCAAAGAGGUUCUCCUGGAAUUAAGAAAAUUAAAAUACUUAAAUAUUACUUUAUUAUAAAUAUAUUCCCAAAUACCUUUAAUUAGUUAUAAUGGCUCGUUUUUUCUGGUGAACAAUCAUCAGGGGGAAUAAAAUGGCCGCUGUCCUAUUAGUACACACAAAACCUGUCCUAAUUACACAGCAGGACAAGUUACUUCAGAAUACUGAGCUAAAGAGAUGCCUCAGCCUCCUCUCUGCUCUGCUUGUCAGAGAUUAUGAUCCUGAAUACAGCUGAAAUUAAUCUCUGUAGGAAUAGAGUUCAUGAGGAGACAUGAGGUACAGAGAAGAGGAUAGGGUAAUAAGCAUCAGCACUUGUAUGCAGUCUGCCCUGCCCAUCCUCAAUGUACUUCAUGUCUCCUCAUGAACUCCGUUCCUACAGAGAUUCAGCUGAAGAUCUUAUGAUCUGUAUUCAGGAUCAUUA
Molecule: messenger RNA, 7684 nt
Organism: Bufo bufo (common toad)
Lineage: Eukaryota; Metazoa; Chordata; Amphibia; Anura; Bufonidae
Gene: MYO7B
Product: myosin VIIB
Cellular component (GO): cytoskeleton; myosin complex
Molecular function (GO): ATP binding; cytoskeletal motor activity; protein binding
Source: RefSeq, a predicted model, not a curated record